GAUACAGAGAAUUUUGAACUAACUUUCUCUCUCCUACUCUCUCUCCGCAAGCGACACUCUCAGUAUAUAUAAUUCCAGAGCCAAAUUAAAAAGCACACCUACAAUUCAAGAGAUAUAAAGAGGAGGUAGAAGGUACAUACUUCAUUAGUAGAAGAGGGUGGUGUUUUGAUCAGUUUAGGGUUUGUAAAGUGGUGGUCGGAAAAGAAAUGCAUCUACCCAUCAACUAGGUCGAUCAAAAUCCAGCUUGCAAGACUAGAACAGAAAUUUGAAUGGACAGAAAGCUAACAUUCUCAUACCUUAUAUGCAAGAUCUAAUAAGAUAUGGGAGAUUGAAGAUUAGACCGUGGCUUCUGAGACUUGAGAAUUUGCAGCAUGUAUCAGACAAACGUGUACGAUCCCCACCAAAACAUGAUUGACAUGUCGUCGCACAAGACAUCCUCGGAUAGUGAAUUGGGAAGGAACAGAAUGGGAGAUGAUUACGAGAUUAGAUCUGGCAAUGAGAUAAUGGAAGCUCCUCCAUCUGGUGACGACCAAGAUCCCAACCAACGACCGAAAAAGAAGCGUUACCACCGCCACACACAACACCAAAUACAAGAAAUGGAAGCCUUCUUCAAGGAGUGCCCUCACCCAGAUGACAAGCAAAGGAAAGAGCUGAGUCGUGAGCUUGGGUUAGAACCUUUGCAAAUCAAGUUUUGGUUCCAGAACAAGCGCACCCAAGUGAAGGCUCAUCAAGAACGACAGGAGAACAGUAUUUUGAAGUCUGAGAACGAAAAGCUUCGUGCAGAGAAUAAUAGGUACAAGGAAGCCCUAACUAAUACUACAUGCCCUAACUGUGGAGGCCCGGCUGCGCUUGGGGAAAUGUCCUUUGAUGAGCAGCACUUAAGGAUCGAGAAUGCACGAUUAAGAGAAGAGAUUGAUAGGAUGUCAGGAGUAGCAGUCAAAUAUGGAAAACCUGCGACUUCUUACUAUAACCUGCCAUCUCAAAACAACAUGGCUUCGCGGUCGCUUGAUCUGGGAGUUGGUAACUAUGGAGCACAGUCAGGGAUGGUAGGGGAAAUGUAUGGUGGCAAUGACCUUCUAAGGACACUCCCAGUUCCUACUGAUUCGGACAAACCCAUGAUUGUGGAGCUCGCUGUUGCAGCAAUGGAGGAACUCACAAGGAUGGCUCUCGCUGGAGACCCUCUAUGGGUCCCUGGUAACCAUGGCACUGAGCUUCUAAAUGAAGAUGAAUACUUGAGGAUUUUCCCUAGGGGAAUAGGUCCUAAACCUUUGGGGCUAAAAUCCGAAGCUACAAGGGAAUCUGUUGUGGUUAUCAUGAAUCAUACUAACCUCGUUGAGAUCCUUAUGGAUGUGAAUCAAUGGUCGACCGUGUUCUGUGGUAUUGUUUCAAGAGCAAUGACGCUUGAAGUCCUGUCAACUGGAGUGGCAGGAAACUACAAUGGAGCCUUGCAAGUGAUGUCAGCUGAGUUCCAGGUCCCUUCACCGCUUGUUCCUACUCGUGACAACUAUUUCGUAAGGUACUGUAAGCAGCACUCAGAUGAAUCAUGGGCUGUGGUUGAUGUUUCCUUGGAUCAUCUGCGACCCAGUGCAAUCUCAAGAAGCCGAAGACGACCCUCUGGUUGUUUAAUACAAGAAUUGCCUAAUGGUUACUCCAAGGUUACAUGGGUUGAACAUGUAGAAGUGGAUGAUAGAGCUGUGAAUAGUCUUUAUAAACUCCUAGUUAAUUCUGGCCUUGCCUUUGGAGCUAGAAGAUGGGUGGCAUCAUUGGAUCGACAAUGCGAACGUCUUGCUAGUGCCAUGGCUACCAACAUACCAGCAGGAGAUCUUUGUGUGAUAACCAGUCAUGAGGGAAGGAAAAGUAUGCUGAAGCUGGCAGAGAGAAUGAUAAUGAGUUUUUGUACUGGUGUUGGUGCUUCUACAGCACAUGCUUGGACAGCCCUAACAACUGGUUGUGAUGAUGUAAGGGUCAUGACCAGAAAGAGUAUGGAUGAACCAGGUAGACCUCCGGGUAUAGUUCUCAGUGCAGCAACUUCUUUGUGGCUCCCAGUUUCUUCAAAGAGGGUUUUUGAUUUUCUUCGAGAUGAAAACUCAAGAAGGGAGUGGGAUAUUCUCUCCAAUGGGGGUCUGGUUCAAGAAAUGGCACACAUAGCAAAUGGUCGUGAUCCUGGGAACUGUGUCUCUUUACUUCGUGUCAAUAGUCCAAAUUCCAGCCAAAGCAAUAUGCUUAUACUUCAGGAGAGUUGCACUGAUUCUACAGGCUCAUACGUAGUUUAUGCUCCUGUUGACAUAGUUGCCAUGAAUGUAGUGUUGAGUGGUGGAGAUCCAGAUUAUGUUGCCCUGCUACCCUCGGGUUUUGCUAUUCUUCCUGAUGGGCCUGGACUAAACAACUUAGGGCCCAUACUUGAUGUUGGAUCUGGAGGUUGUUUACUAACUGUUGCAUUUCAGAUAUUGGUUGAUUCAGCUCCUACAGCAAAAUUAUCUGUUGGUUCAGUGACCACUGUUAACAGUUUAAUUAAGUGCACAGUUGAACGGAUCAAAGCUGCAGUGGUGUGACAGCACCUAAUUGCUGAGCCAUCAAAUAUUUUAACAAAGAUAGAGAAAGAUGACAAGCUAGGAGGGUGGUACAUACUUAAGUGUUCGGAACAAGGGAAACAAGUCAAUUAACGCACCUUAGAGUCUUUUCUACCUAACAGUAGAACUGUUAGGUUCGGGCAUUGACUUUCCCUUUUGAAGACGAAAGUUGUUCCAUCAGACCUUGAUAUAUAUAUAUAUAUAUAUAGAAUAGAUAUAGUAAUUAAUUUAGAUUUCACCUGAUCUUUCUUAAUUUUUGCGUAGACCUUUUAUUAUUAUGUCGUAGACUUGGAGAAAACUUUCUUCAAGUGUUUUCUGAUGUUGACAUGUAGACUUGAACAAAUUUCUUGUCUUUUCAAUGUCCCUUUUGUUUUGAGACAGUCGUUACAACCAUAAUUGCAUAUAUAGCUUCGUUUUAUGAGUUUGAG
This is a messenger RNA of Abrus precatorius (Indian licorice), 2998 nucleotides long. RefSeq names its product homeobox-leucine zipper protein MERISTEM L1-like. Gene Ontology annotation, biological process: regulation of DNA-templated transcription. The record is from RefSeq and is a predicted model, not a curated record. Lineage: Eukaryota; Viridiplantae; Streptophyta; Magnoliopsida; Fabales; Fabaceae. The transcript has 13 exons. Gene Ontology annotation, molecular function: DNA-binding transcription factor activity, RNA polymerase II-specific; DNA binding; lipid binding. The coding region runs from base 372 to 2552 and encodes 726 amino acids.